UUAUUUCUGUUAAAAACGUGAAUAGCGAACCUGACCAGGUAAGAUCUGAAAGUGUCAAGGAAGAGGUUGGGAGGGGGAACAGCUAAGUCAGAUGCUUUUGCUUCAUUUCUCUUUCCAUUUGUAUUUAUGUUGCAGCCCCCUGGUCUGAGCCCUGGGAGUUCAGGAGGGGGGGUUCAGUCUGCAUGGGGAGACUUUCAAGGCUGUGUCAGUCGGAGAUGGGGAUGCGCUGGCAGCCCGCACUCAGAUAGAUGCAGCACAUUGCUGCUGCUGUUGGGUUCUGACUUUUAUUUCCAAAAGAGGGGGGGGGGAGGGGAAUGGGGGGCAGGAAUGCAGCGUGUCAGUCAACAGCUGGUUAGGUGGGGGGGUGGAAUGUAAGUAAGGGAGAGCACUGUCCCCAUUCUCUCCCCCCUCUGCCCUCCCCUCUCCCCUGACCCAUGCUUGAAGAUGGACGAGUCUUCCCUGCUGGACUUGCUGGAGUGCUCGGUGUGUUUGGAAAGGCUGGACGCUACUGCUAGGGUGCUGCCCUGUCAGCACACCUUCUGCAAGCGCUGCCUGGAGAAGAUUGUCAGCUCCAGGAGCGAGCUGCGCUGUCCCGAGUGCCGGAUCCUGGUGGACUGUGGCGUGGACGAGCUGCCCGCCAACAUCCUGCUGGUGAGGCUGUUGGAUGGCAUUAAACAGAGGCCGAGGAACGGCAGGUCGACCCCUACCUCUGGCCCUGCGUCUUUCCCCUCCGGAGGGAGUGCAGCGUGUCCUGCUCCAGCAGCUCUGGGGACAACAACGAGAGAGCAUCCCACAGGCAGUAACCGGAGCUCUCCAGGGAAGAGUGUUCCACAGUUACCAUGUGCUAAAGCUCUCUACAACUAUGAAGGGAAGGAACCUGGCGAUCUUAGGUUCUGCAAAGGUGAUCUCAUCAUUCUACGACGUAAGGUGGAUGAGAACUGGUAUCAUGGCGAGCUUAAUGGUACCCAUGGCUUUUUCCCAGCUAGUUAUAUUCAAUGCAUCAAGCCUCUUCCACAGCCACCUCCUCAGGGCAAAGCACUUUAUGACUUUGAAGUUAAAGAUAAAGAGCAAGACAAGGACUGUUUGACUUUCUCAAAGGAUGAAAUUUUGACUGUCAUAAGGAGGGUGGACGACAACUGGGCAGAAGGAAUGUUAGGAGAUAAGAUUGGCAUAUUUCCACUCUUGUAUGUUGAGCUAAAUUCGACUGCAAAGCAGCUGAUUGAGAUGGAUAAACUGUGCCUGGCAGUUACACAGAAUGCUGAUGCAGCUCCAUCAGCUGCUACCAAUGCAGGAGCCAGCUCAGCAUCUAGCUCUCCUGUAAAUAGUGGGGGAGCUGUCAGUGCUAUCCACAGACGCAUUGAUGGCAAGAAAAAUGCCAAGAAGCGACAUUCCUUCACUUCGUUCAGCAUGUCACACAAGUCUUCCCAAGCCAUCACCAACAGGCACUCAAUGGAAAUCAGUGCACCAGUUCUCAUCAGUUCCAGUGACCCCAGAGCAGUUGCCAGGAUUGGGGAAGUACCACAUCUAUCAUCUAGUGCACCGUCCCAGGCUUCAUCUCUUAAUGCUAGCACAGCUGCUGGUGCAGUCGGACCCAGACCAGGGACUACCACAGGGGACCAGAGCACAGCAUCAAAACCCCAGCUACCACUCAAUAUAUAUAUGGCCAUGUAUGCGUACAAGCCACAGAAAGCAGAUGAGCUGGAGCUGCGAAAAGGGGAGAUGUAUCGAGUCAUUGAGAAAUGUCAGGAUGGAUGGUUCAAAGGCACUUCACUGAAAACUGGAAUGUCUGGUGUCUUUCCUGGAAAUUAUGUGACUCCUGUCUCCAGGGCUCCCUUUGCAACAGCUCAGUCAAAAAACACAAUGCCAGGAGCAGCUGUCCAAACAGUAAAAGGAAGCUCCCCAUCGAGCCAUUCUGCAUCCAGUCUUGUGAAUAACGGCAUAAAGCCCAUUCCUCCUGUUGCCAUUUCUCCUGUUCCGCCACAGCUUCACACAUCUGGCCCGCAGAUCAGCAAUUGCUUACGUUACUCAGGACAGCAAACUGUCAACCAGGCCCGCAGUGCAAUGCAAAUGGUUCAUCCUGCUGUUCAAGCCCUUGACCGUCCUACAGCAACUGUACCACCGUUAAGGACACAAAGUUCUCCCGCCCGUAUCCCUGCCACUGUAGUGCGACCACAGCCAAUGACCUCACCACAGCAUGUCCUUCAAUUCUCUGGAGCUCCUGGUGCUAGAUCGACCAUUUCACUCACCUCUGCAGCUGUAGCCAUUACGCCACCAAACGUCAAUGCAGCCAACUUGAAUGGGGAUGCCAUGAGUGGAUCAGCAAGUACCUCACUGACUUCCAGUCCUUCAAAUUCCGUACCUGCUGUGCCCAAAAUGGAGGACCGGAAAACUGAGAGGAAAGAGAAGAAAAGUGGACUUUUAAAACUUCUGUCAGGAGCAUCAGGAAAGAAGAAAUCCCGCUCCCCUCCAUCUGUAUCUCCAACUCACGAUUCCCCACAGGCAGCAGCAGAGAAUACUCUGCAAGGGGCCAUGGGUCCUGAAGUUCCUCCAGUCUCAAGCCAUGGCAGAGCUGGCUCUUGCCCUUUAGAAAGUGAGAUGCAAGGCACUAUGGGAAUGGAGCCACUCCACAGGAAGACUGGCUCCUUAGAUUCCAACUUUUCCAUUUCUCCACCUACUCGGCAAAUGUGCUCUUCCAUGGUUGCAAUCCGUCCAGAUCUCAAACCACUUCCUUGUGAAAGAUUUCGAGUGCUGGUCCCAUAUCCCCCUCAGAGUGAGGCUGAGAUUGAACUUAAAGAAGGUGACAUAGUGUUUGUUCACAAGAAGCGGGAAGAUGGAUGGUUCAAAGGCACGUUACAGCGAAAUGGAAAAACUGGUUUAUUUCCAGGAAGUUUUGUCGAAAGCUUCUAAGAAGCCUGAUGUUUAUGGACAUCUGAUCUUUUUAUCAUCUGAAUAUCAUGGCUAUUUGACAUUAUAUAAAUGUAGAUAAACAUUCAAGCACAACAUCACAGCAAUCAAGAAUUUACAUCCACUGCCAUUGUCACUUCCAAAGAAAUCAAAAAGACCCUAUCUGUAGUAAUGGUUCAUUGACAAUACCAUUAUUAUAUAAAAGAUGUACAUACAGAGGUAUGUUGAAGCAGUGCCUUCCCAUGAAGCCACCGACUGAGAGACAAGUACAUUUGCUUUUAAACUAUACUGAACUACAUUUAUUCUCUACUGUGUAAAUUAUAAAUUUGAACUUUUUUUAAAUAGAAUUUUGAUAUAUCACCAUAACUUAUUUGGUAAGGUUAGCACAAAUAAUGAAUGAUUGUAUGUGAGGUGCUUUCUCAGACAAGGUAAAUAAUUUUUCUUCUUUCGGUCUAAUAAUCAGAAAGUAAUUGGAUUAGAUUGGAGCUGUCAACAAACUGGAGAAAAAUUGCAAUUUAAAACCAGUCAAAUAAUUUGUUGCUUGUAGUUUAAUUAAAAUAGUACGGUGACUUUGGCUAAUUCAGACAAAGCAGCUAUAAAACCAUUAUCAAGUUGUAGGAAUUAGCUGACCAUAUUAGAUAUCGGAAAGUGAUUCAGUCAUAUUAUGACAAUCAAUUUGGUCUGACUAUACAGAAAGGUUUGGCCUGAAUAUACAAAAGGUAAGUUCACAAAUGAGAGAAAAUGUCGUGAAAGUAUUGGCAGUGUUUGUUAAAUAGAAUUCUGUGUUUUUUUCUCAAGUUGCACAAUAUUAAUGCAAGUUAUCACUAUUGAAGACAAGCAAGCAUGUUCUGACUGAACAAUUAUAAUGGAGAACAGAAGACACAUAAUAGGCUUAUCGCCUAUUUCAUUAUUCACUGAACAACAUUUGUACCUAAAGAUGUCAGUUAGCAACUACCAAGGUGACAAGGACAUAUAGUUUCCAAUACAGUUUUUUUCCUAACUCCAUUUCACUUAGAGACUGGUACUACAAGUAUCUCUGCGACUGAGUAAUAUGCCAUUUGUUGAGUUCCAUUAUUGUAGUAAAAGAAUGGGAUCACUUUUUUUCUGUAGUAACUCCAGCACUUACACCAAAACAUGCAGGUUUGCUAUUGUAAUUUAUGGCCAUCAGGUUGUCCAUAUAGCAUGCUUGAUGCCAUCAAACUAACACGACAGCUGAUAGAGCAAAUGGCAAUGACGUCUGCUAUUCGACCCAUUUCUGAAUGUUUCCUUCUAAAUAAUCAGUAAAUUCCAUACUUCUCAAGUUUUGUUUUGGGGAUUAUGGACCCCCGGUAACAGAAGUUGCUUUAUUACAAUAAAUCACUUAAAAUCCCCUUCUCAGCUAACUUGUUGCCUGUAAAGGGAAUAGUUGGAAUGCAUUAACCAGAUUCAUGUCUUGGCUGGAAGAAAGUUUGCCAGGAUUUCUGUUUUUUGACCGAUGGCUACUGCUGGAUUAUGUUCAUGUACAUUUUGGGUGCCGGACUUCAACACUUUCCAUCUAGUUUUUCACAGCAAUGUUGACCGCUGUGUUAGAUAUUUAAGGGCAGGUGGCACCUAUAGAACUGGACACCAAAAAGAAAGAAACAUUACAGGAGGGAGUUUAAUAGAUAUAAUUAUUUGCAUUCUUUAAUGCUGCCCUGAAAAGAAACCCAUUUCGAGUUGUAAAAUAAUGGCACCAAAGAAGGAUAUUUGAUCCAUCAAGUUUGUGUCAGCUCUUUCAAAGAUAAUUUCAACAAGGAGAUUCCUAUGCUCUUUCCUCAGGUCCAUGCAAUAUUUUCUGCUAGCUCUUUCUAUCCAACUCUCUUUUGAAAGUUAACAUCAAAUCUGUAUCUACCACUCCAUCAAACAGCACAUUCCAAAUUCUAACCAAUCAGAUUUUUCCCAUUCAUAUUGAUUUUAGUUAGCUAAUCUAUUUGGUUAGUCUUAAUUUGUUUCACUUUAUAUACAUAUUGAUCUUGCCAGCCCAGAAUUUUGCCUUCCAAGCUUUCUCUUCCCCUGUAAUGAUGUGCUGUUGAACAAACUUCACCAACCUAUUAAUGUUCAUGGUCAUGGCUGUGAUAUUUCUGACAACUUGCCAAGCAGCAGUCAUAAUAUAAUAUUGGGUUUGUUUUAUGACAUUGGAAUCUCUUAGUAUCUUCUUGAUGUUAAAUCACAUCAGGAAGUGUCUAAAUAGUGUAGAAACUAUUCCAAUAUUUACAUUGUGGUUUCCUGGAGCUAAACAGCAUAGGUUUUGUUGGUGAAAACACGUAAAAUUGUUCUUCUACCAUGAGCAGGUAGAGGGUUUACAUGAUCAGAAAAUAAUUCUGUCCAUUUGCCAAUUUUAAACCAUUAUAAUUCAUGUACAGUAGAAUCCUAUUUUGCCAAAUACAGAAUUUAAUUUCAUAAUGAAACUUCUGGCUGAACGUGAUGAAUAUUUCAAUAAUAUCACUUCUAUUGAUUCUUACCUCAGCUGACAAUAAGACUGACAAAUGGCAAAGUCAGGCAACAAGUAAAUUAGUGGUCACAUUAUCCCAACCUGUUGUUUACCAGCCUAUUCCCUUACAGUCAGGGAUGAGAAGUGAAUCAAAACUGAAACGAUUGCAGAAGUCAAAAUAAACCUUUAGCACCUGCAGUGGUACCAAUUCCUGAUAUUAUUCAUAAGAAACAUGGUGUUUAGGGAAUGUCAGAGUAUGUGGAGUGUUUUUGGAUCUGGAAUUCAGACUAAAUGAAACGGAAGGAUGGUCUUUGUUGGAUAACCUGGCGUCUGUACAUCUCUGGAUGCUUGCGUUAUUAUACCUUCAAGAUGGUUUGUAAUGUACUUUAUAUUUACACUAACCUCCAAGAGAAUGUUCAAGGUCUGAUUUGCCAAAGUCACACAGUUCACAUUUAUUCCUGUGCCUCUUACAUGCUUCUGUAAGCUGAGCUGCUUUAUCACUGUUAUUUUAUGAGACUCAUUGAAUGUAUGGUUUAAAUUAGGGUUUUCUAUUUAUACUUGGCUUAUCAUCAAUGAAGAAUAAGGGUUUUUAAAAUGUAAGAAUAGAUAAAGGAGCUUAAUUCGAGAUAAAUCUAAUACGCUAUUUUGUUUGUGAUUAUGUGAACACAGACACAGUGGUUGCAUUGCUUGCAGUGAAUUACAUGCCUUAUCCUUAAGUAGUGAAAUAAUAAUGAUCUCUCAACAACGAAUUGAUUCUAAAUUUCAUAAAACGGAUCAAGACAAAACCAGAGGAAAUGUCCUUUCUUUCCAUAAGUGAUAAAAAGUGUCUGAAAUUAUCAUUUGAUUUAUAAGACUAGUUCACAUGCUGAAGAAUACGUUAUACAUUGCCAGAGAUAGAUCCAGCAUAGGACCAUUCUGAUAUUAAAGGAGCAUUCAACUGGAACCAUCAUGCAAGGAUGUACACCAAAUUGAUUCUUUCUGUCAGCCUGGCGAAACUGAUGAAUUGCAGUUCUGAAUAUUUUCCUGUCCAAAGAUAUUUACUAAAUCCUUCUUCUUCAAGACAGUUCUCUUUCAUAUAGACUUUUGCAUACUCAUUACAGAUGUGAGAUGAGAUAAAAUAUAUGUGAAAAUAGCCAAGAGAAUAGGAUUCACAUGAUUCACAAUAUCUUUCUUCCAGUUCCAUAUCAACAACUCACCAGUAAAGGUGAUCUCAGCUAAAGUUAGAUAGAUUGUGGAAUAACAGUAAUUAAGCAUGAAGGGUUUUCCCUGUAAAUAUUACAUUGCUUUCAUUCCUGUAAUUAUAAUGUCCUAGACUUUUUAAAAAUGUUUUGGCAAAAUGGUAUUUAUGAUAUCUUGCAUGGACUAUUAAGACUACUAUUUUACAUACAACGAGUCUCUUUUACAGCAUACAUGGCUUACUUAAAUACCUAGUCAUCUUGCCACAGGAUCCAAGUACAGCAAAGUUUAAAAGUAAGAUAUGAUGACAAUAGAUAUUCUUUACAUAGUGCGAUGAAUAUAGGAAAUGUAAUGGGAAGAAAUGGCAACUAUAAUGCAUUGAAAUUCUGAUGCAUUUUAAGUGGGAAAGAGUUCAUAACUGUUCAAAAAUUAAAAUUUGAGCUAUCUUGCCAUUUUCCUUCAAACCAGAUCACUUACUGCCACAAUUAGAAUCCUUCCAUUAAGGAUGUCGAAACAAAUCUGUACAAAACCUACACCUUCUAAAAAACAUGAGCAUUAGUAAAGAAAUAAUCUUCAUUAUUCAUUGUUUCUCUUGAUUUGUUUUAGCAUUUUUGUUUACAUAGGCACAUGUGGUCACAUCAUGAGCAAUCUGGAUUGAAGGAGUUGCUGAAGUGGGGGUGACAUCAGCAGAGAUCCAUGCUCAUUAUCCCAAGAUCAUCUAAUAGAAUUGUCGCAUUAACUUUGCAUGUUUUAAUUCAUGUGUCUCAAAUGGUUAAACUCAAUGGUUUACAAUUAUGAUCCCCUUCUCCAGAGGUCUUUAACAUUUCAUUCAUUUCAUUCACCCAAAGAACCAAAAUUACCCUCACAAAACACAAGUAGACAUUUUUUUCAGUGCUUUGCUUUUUACAAACAUACAAGGGCUACUUGAUAAACUUCAUGAAAUGCAAAUAUGAAACUAACUGAGUCACCUCAAUAUCAUAAUACUCUCAGUUGUUGCUCUUUGUAGUGAAUUCUGUUGUAGAAGAAAUUUCUGUGUUGUAUUUGGUUCAGAUAGCACUAACCUCUACCCACACAGACACACUAUGCAGCAAAGUCACUCUUUGCCUGCUGUGAAAUAUCUUACAUUUUACCAUUUGGAAUGAUGGCUCCUAGAAGAGAUAUUAUUUUCUGUUUCAGCAUCACUUGAAAGGAAACAAAAUUAUUUCAUGGUUAGAGCCAAGCUUUGGAAGGACAAUACUGACAUUAAACAUGUAACAAUUUCUUUACCAAGUAUUUCCUCUUUAUUCAACAAGGAACUUGCUCUUUACACAAACCAUUUAAAUUAUCUUGUUUUGCUGAAAGUUCUAUUGCAGGUAACUGAAAAAGUCAUGGUAUGUUUGUAAAUACAUUUCAAAAAUGCUCUGAGCUAUAAAAAAAGUGUUUGAUGUACAUUUGUCCAAGUCAUCUUAUGACUUUUAAAUAGUUACAUUUAAUUUCCAAACUAACUAUUGCAUAACUGUUACAGUCUUAUUUGAGGGAACAAA
Molecule: messenger RNA, 8052 nt
Organism: Hemiscyllium ocellatum (epaulette shark)
Lineage: Eukaryota; Metazoa; Chordata; Chondrichthyes; Orectolobiformes; Hemiscylliidae
Product: E3 ubiquitin-protein ligase SH3RF3-like
Exons: 10
Coding region: 445-2907 (820 amino acids)
Molecular function (GO): protein binding; metal ion binding
Source: RefSeq, a predicted model, not a curated record